ACCUACUGACAGGUGCAUUCUCCACUCCUUUUUUUAAUUUGUAGUGAGAGAAUCUAGAGAGAGAAAGUAACUCCCGGGUUUCACAGAAUCACUCCCUCUCUCUAGGAUGAAGACCACCACAAAUCUCAUAGUCGUCCACCCUUCUACACAUAAGCAAGUUGUUUCUCACCGUAAAUGGCUUAUCAUCAUCCUCUCAUUCUUCACAUUAGCCUUUGCUCUCACUCUCAUCUGCACCACCAGAGACCUCAUUCCCACCACCACCGCCGCCGCCUCCGCCGCCGCGACAGCCUCUCCAUUACCCAAACCCGUAUUCGAUGCCCUCCUCCACUACGCCGCCAAACCCAAUUCCCCCACCUCCACCAAAAUGUCCGCGGCCGAGCUCAGCUCCGUCGCCGCCGUCCUCCGGGGCUGUCCCACCCCCUGCAAUUUCCUCAUUUUCGGUCUGACCCACGAGACCCUCCUCUGGAAUUCCCUCAACCACAACGGCCGAACAGUCUUCGUGGACGAAAACUCCUACUCCGUCAGCAAAAUCGAAGAGAGACACCCGGAAAUCGAAGCCUACGAUGUCCAAUUCACCACCAAAGUGAGCGAUUUACACGACCUUCUUCACCACGCGAGAGAGCAAAUUCGAAAUGAGUGCCGACCUGUACAGAACCUUCUCUUCUCGGACUGCAAAUUGGGGAUUAACGACCUUCCCAAUUUUGUGUACGAAGUGGGUUGGGAUGUGAUCUUGGUGGACGGGCCAAAUGGGAAUUUUCCGGCGGCGCCGGGGAGGAUGGCGGCGAUAUUCACGGCCGGGGUGCUGGCGAGAGGCGGCGGAGGGAAGACCCAUGUGUUUGUGCACGAUGUGAAUAGGGAGGUGGAGAGAGUUUGUAGUGACGAGUUCUUGUGUAGAGAGAAUUUGGUUGAGUCUGUGGAUUUGUUGGGACAUUUUGUGGUAGAAAGAUUGGAUGGUAAGGGAUUUCAGUUUUGUCCAAAGUCUUCAUCUUCGUCGCCUCCAUGGAAAGAUGAUUGAGAUGAACACUCUGAUUAUUUGUUGUAUUACUACUUUUUCUUUUUUUCAAUUGUAUAGUGUGUAAUUUCAAGAGGUUAAUGGUUAAGGUUCAAGUCUCAAAUCUCAAGGAGGAGCAAUGAUGUCAUUCCAAGUUUUGGGUAUUCAAAUUUGAGCCGUGUUUGAUUCGUGAGAAAAGGUGGGAAAAGAUUAAUGCUGCCUUGUCCCAAAAUUUUGUCCAUCCUUCAAUUAUUAUUAUUAUUAUGUUUUUCCCUC
Messenger RNA from Cornus florida, 1267 nucleotides. Its product is annotated as protein IRX15-LIKE-like. The coding region runs from base 107 to 1015 and encodes 302 amino acids. Lineage: Eukaryota; Viridiplantae; Streptophyta; Magnoliopsida; Cornales; Cornaceae. The transcript has a single exon. The record is from RefSeq and is a predicted model, not a curated record. Gene Ontology annotation, biological process: xylan biosynthetic process.